GUCAGUAUUUUGUGGAAAUGAAGUUAAUUUUUAUAGUAAUUUUUAUGAUGUUUACAAAAUCAUCUAGGGCACUGUUAUAUCCGGCUUCAUCGUCAUUGGGUUUAGUUUCAUCGGUUUCUGUACCAAUUUUGGAACUGUUACCUGAUCGACGAUGCAUUGUGGAUUGGUGCUUUCAAAUGUCAUACGAUUUGCCAUAUAAACUUUCAUCGUUUUACAAUAUCCCCAUUUGGCCUGGUAAGCACGGCACAAAAACGCGUAAACGCGAUAUCAAUUCAUUUAUGCUGGACCCAUUCAAUAGUUGGUCAAUAUUUGAAAAAUACAAUACUACCAAAAAUCAAGGACGUCACCCAAGUGAUUUUACGGCUGGUGAACUUUAUCAAAGUAUUGAAGAUUUCUUAGUCAGUUAUGGAUACCACGAAACCUGUCUACUGAAAAGUGUUUGUGAAUUGGCCAAGCAUCCGUUUGCUGAAGAACAUCGAAAUCUUUUAACUGAUAUUCUCACAUUCAUUUUAACGCCAUCAUUACAUGAGGGUUUUGUUAAAUCAGAACAAGUCUAUCGUGAAUCCUAUGAAGAUGCCGAAAGAAGCGGAUUUCUAGGAGAGGACUGUACAUUUUUGUAUCCCGAUUGUAAACGUGAUUUAUUAAGUAAUCUUUCCAAAAUAAUAAGUUGA
Lucilia cuprina (Australian sheep blowfly) is the source of this 671-nucleotide messenger RNA. RefSeq lists its product as uncharacterized. Bases 18 to 671 code for a protein of 217 amino acids. The transcript has 4 exons. The record is from RefSeq and is a predicted model, not a curated record. NCBI's taxonomy places the organism in Eukaryota, Metazoa, Arthropoda, Insecta, Diptera, Calliphoridae.